Nakaseomyces glabratus is the source of this 2103-nucleotide messenger RNA. RefSeq names its product rRNA-binding ribosome biosynthesis protein UTP25 (gene UTP25). Lineage: Eukaryota; Fungi; Ascomycota; Saccharomycetes; Saccharomycetales; Saccharomycetaceae. Gene Ontology annotation, cellular component: nucleolus; small-subunit processome. Gene Ontology annotation, biological process: maturation of SSU-rRNA from tricistronic rRNA transcript (SSU-rRNA, 5.8S rRNA, LSU-rRNA). Gene Ontology annotation, molecular function: U3 snoRNA binding; rRNA binding. The record is from RefSeq and is a predicted model, not a curated record.
AUGGAUAAGAGAGGUAGGAAGGAACUCAGGAGCAUACGCCGUGCCAAGCGGACGAAGAUAGAGCCUGAAGCGGAUGCUGGAGUAGAAUCUUCGGGUUCGGUAUUGGAAGCUGGACCAGCUGUUGAGGAGAAGGUGCAGGAUGAUGGGGAGAAGGAGGACGACAAGGAGCAAGUAUACAAUGCUCUUCUGACCAUCUUGAAGUCUGAGCACAAGGAAGAUAAGGUGAAGACUCACAGGGAUCAUGACGAGGAAGAAAGUGAGGCAGAAGAAGAGGAACAGGCUGAGGACCAGUAUAACGAUGCGUUUGCGGAUGGAGAGAGUGACGAUGAGGAUGACGAUGAGGAUGAGCAAGCGCAAGAGCAAGAGGAAAUUGAGUCCGACGAUGAGGAGAAGGAUCCGUUUGAUACACAUUUCAAUGGUGAGGAGGCUGCUAAACAUGGUGAAGCAUUGGGCAAUGCAUUGAAGGACAACAAACUGCGUUAUAAAUCGAUAAAGCUGAAGGUUGGAUCCGCUGAUGAAGAUCAAGUUCAAGAAGAUGCUAUAUUUUCUGUGCCGUACAUAGAAGGAGAAACACCCAAGAUCGAGGAUCCCAAGCUGAAGUGCUCCCUAAGUUCGUAUUUCUUGAAGAAGCGGUUGCGUAUACAGAACAACUUGCUGGACACUGAGUCAAAUGCGUUGACAGAUCUACAGCGCAAAAUCGUCGACCCAAUGAUGCAGUACAAAGAUAUUCUUUACGAGUACGACACAUAUGGCAAGGACGAAGAUGAGUAUAGAGAUCUCUAUACAUUACACGUUCUAAACCAUGUUUACAAGACUAGAGAUAAAAUCAUCAAAAAUAAUCAGAAAUUACAGGAUAAUCCAGAUUCAGAGUUUCUCGAUCAAGGUUUCACCAGGCCAAAGGUUUUAAUCAUAGCACCAACAAGAGACUCAGCAUAUCAAAUAGUAACAAAGCUCAUUGAGAAAUCUGGUCUAGAUCAAGUGGACAAGAAGGGUAAAUUUAGAGAUCAAUUCUAUGAUCCUUCAUUCCCACCUAGUUCUAAGCCAAAAUCCUUCCAGCAUAUAUUCAAAGGUAACACCAACGAUUACUUUGUUCUAGGUGUCAAAUUCACGAGAAAAGCUAUUAAGCUUUACAGUAACUUCUACCAAUCUGAUAUUAUCGUCUGUUCUCCAUUAGGGCUUCAAAUGAUAGUUGAGAACACAGAUAAGAAAAAGAGGCAAGAUGACUUCUUAUCAUCGGUGGAAGUGACCAUUAUAGACCAAUUUCAUUCCAUAGAAUACCAAAACUACACACAUUUGUUCACAAUAUUCGACCACCUAAACAAAAUCCCACAAGAGCAACAUGAUGCGGAUUUCAGUAGAAUAAGAAUGUGGUAUAUCAAUGACCAAGCGAAAUUCUUCAGACAGACCAUGAUAUUUACGAAAUACAUAUCACCUGUGGCCAAUUCUCUAUUGAACAUCAAGUGUAGAAACUUGGAAGGAAGAUGGAAGAACCAUAAGAUUGUGUCUUCUGAGGACUCAAGCGUAGGGACUGUAGGUCUUAAGGUCAGGCAAAUUUUCCAGAGAUUCAAUGUGCUUGGCAACUCAGUGGCAGAUGAACCAGACUAUAGAUUCAAGUUCUUCACCAGUGUGGUCAUAUCGAACAUUACCAAGUCCACGGGAUACGAUGAUGGUACCCUGAUAUACAUCCCAGAAUACAGUGAUUAUGUCAGAGUAAGGAACUACAUGAAGGAGAAGACAAGUAUCUUAUUUGGAGACAUUAAUGAGUACUCUGAACAAAGAUCUUUAACCAGUAACAGAACUCUGUUCAACCAGGGACGUCUAAAAGUUCUACUAUAUACCGAAAGAUUGCACCACUUCAGAAGAUACGAAUUGAAGGGGGUCAAAAACGUUGUAUUCUACAAGCCGCCUUCAGAUCCUGAGUUCUACAAAGAAGUUGUUAGAUACAUUGGUAAGACCGUAUUCUUGGGUGAUGCGGACCUAAACAUAUCAACCGUUCGCUGCUGUUACAGUAAGUUGGACGGUCUUGCACUUGAAAAAAUCGUCGGUACCAAGAGAACCGGUGUCUUGACUCAUGGGCAAAAUGAGACAUACGAGUUUAAGUAA